Messenger RNA from Mucor mucedo, 720 nucleotides. RefSeq lists its product as uncharacterized. Lineage: Eukaryota; Fungi; Mucoromycota; Mucoromycetes; Mucorales; Mucoraceae. Bases 163 to 696 code for a protein of 177 amino acids. Gene Ontology annotation, biological process: protein targeting to vacuole; late endosome to vacuole transport via multivesicular body sorting pathway. The record is from RefSeq and is a predicted model, not a curated record. Gene Ontology annotation, cellular component: Vps55/Vps68 complex; fungal-type vacuole membrane. The transcript is spliced from 6 exons.
GAUACUCAAAAAGCGAAACACCUUUUGCAUAAACUCUAUCAAAUCCAAGUUUUUACGUCAUCUUUUUAAUAAUUUUUUUCUUUUUUAAAAAUCUCACAUAAUUCUCAAGAAGGCAACUUUUUAUUGUUAUUCUUAAUAUAAAAGCCCAACAAUACAAAAAGAAUGCAGACGAACAUGUAUGACGAUGAAUCUCAAUCGAUAUUUGUUUUUAGAAACCCUUUGCGUUUUUUAUCUCGUAAAGGUAGACAGAUUGGCGCUUACCUUUCUGGUGGUUUGCUUGCCAUAGGUUGGUGGGUGUUCAUUGAUGCAGUCAUCAACUCUGCUCGAUAUAAUGGAAGUAGUAAAAUGGGAUUUGAGGAUUGGUUUUCCGGUAUUUUGACCACGUUUGGUAUGAUUGUCAUCAACUUGAUCGAUAAAAGUCGUUUGCAGGGUGAGGCGUUUUCAUAUGCUGGAUCGGGACUUGUUUGGAAAGCAAGACUCUUUUUGUUUCUCGGAUUUGCAUUAAUUGCCGGAGGUUUUGCUGGAUCUUGUUGUGUGUUGAUUAUCAAGUACAUUGUUCAUUUGGAUUCUGCGCAACCUUAUAUUAAUUAUGGUAUCGCUGGCGUAGGACAGAAUGGAUUGAUUAUGUUGAGUACCAUUGUAUUAUGGGUGGCUCAAAACACAAGAGAAGAAUACGAAUAUAAUAUGCGAAUUUAAUAAAAUAGAUUUUUUUUUCAUCCC